AACGUGCACGUUUGACUCCAGCAGAACUUCCGGUUGGAGACGUGGCUCUACCGUAGAGUUCAGUGGCUAUACGCUGCUGCCAUCUUGGAGCUGCGGGCAGAAAGACGCGAGUUCUGUGGGUACUAAACGGAGAGAUAAUUCGGGAGAGAAAGAUUAACAUCAAGGUUGUACCGUCAAUGUCUACAUAAAUCAGCGAUUUAAAAGCGUAUAGGACAUCGCACACAGUGAAUAUGGUGCUGUUGGCAGCAGCCUUGUGCACCAAGGCGGGUAAGGCCAUCGUGUCGCGGCAGUUCGUGGAGAUGACGCGGACGCGCGUGGAGGGGCUGCUGGCCGCCUUCCCCAAGCUGAUGAACACGGGCAAGCAGCACACCUUCGUGGAGACGGAGAGCGUGCGCUACGUCUACCAGCCCCUGGAGAAGCUCUACAUGGUGCUCAUCACCACCAAGAACAGCAACAUCCUGGAGGACCUGGAGACCCUGCGCCUCUUCUCCCGCGUGAUCCCGGAGUACUGUCGAGUGCUGGAGGAGGGCGAGGUCUCGGAGCACUGCUUUGACCUCAUCUUCGCUUUUGAUGAGAUCGUGGCCCUGGGGUACAGGGAGAGCGUCAACCUGGCCCAGAUCCGCACCUUCACCGAGAUGGACUCACACGAGGAGAAGGUGUUCCGCGCUGUCAGAGAGACCCAGGAGCGCGAGGCCAAAGCGGAGAUGCGGCGGAAGGCCAAGGAGCUGCAGCAGGCCCGGCGCGAUGCAGAACGUUCUGGAAAGAAGUCUCCAGGCUUCGGGGGGUUUGGCAGCUCUGGGAUGGGCAGCGGCAACUCUGCCACCAUCAUCACUGACGUGCUCAUCGAGCCAGAGAAGCCAAAGGCGGCGCCGGCACCUGCCCGGCCGAGCGGCCCCAGUAAGGCCCUGAAGCUGGGGGCCCGGGGGAAAGAGGUGGACAGCUUCGUGGACAAGCUCAAGUCAGAAGGUGUGGACGUCAUUGCUCCCGCUUCAGGGAAGAGGCCGUCAGAGGUGUCUAAAGUUCUGCCUGCCCCCGUCAAUGUGGAGAGUGUUCAUAUGAGAGUGGAGGAGAAGAUCUCCCUGACCUGUGGGCGGGACGGGGGGCUGCAGAACAUGGAAGUGGUGGGCAUGAUCACCCUGAGAGUGAGCAAUGACAAGGCCGGGCGUGUCCGCCUGCACCUCAACAAUGACGACAAGAAGGGCCUUCAGCUGCAGACCCACCCCAAUGUGGAUAAGAAGCUCUUCAGCAGUUCCUCCAUCCUGGGUCUGAAGAACCCGGAGAAGUCCUUCCCUCUCAACAGUGAUGUGGGUGUGCUGAAGUGGAGACUGCAGACCACCGACGAGUCCCUCAUCCCUCUGACCAUAAACUGCUGGCCAUCAGAGGGCGCCACAGGCUGUGAUGUAAACAUCGAGUACGAGCUUCAGGAGGAAGGGCUCCAACUCAAUGAUGUCAUCGUCACCAUUCCUGUUCCGUCCGGGGUGGGCGCGCCAGUGAUCGGCGACCUGGACGGUGAGUACAGACACGACAGCAGGCGGAACAUUCUGGAGUGGUGCCUCCCCGUCAUCGACGCCAAGAACAAGACGGGCAGCCUGGAGUUCAGCAUGGCCGGCCUGCCCGGCGACUUCUUCCCUGUCCACGUCUCCUUCGUCUCCAAACACAACUACUGCGACAUCCAGGUUGUGAAGGUGACGCAGGUGGACGGGGAAGCGCCGGUCAAGUUCUCCUCCGAGACGGCGUUCCUGGUGGAGAAGUACGAGAUCCUGUAACGGCCAAAGCUGCACACAGACUGCCUGAAUUACAGCUGGGACGCCGCACGUCUGAUGGGACUGAAGCGCUGAACGGCCCUUUCACCACAGUGUGCAGUACGGCUGUGUCUAUAACUUUUGUAUGAGAAUAUAAAUGAUAUAUGUAUGAGUAAUGUCAAACCGAACGCAAAAAUGUGCUGCAUCAGCAAACGCAACCGUGAAGGAAGAGAGACUGCGACCGCACUGGGCAGAGACGGUUGUGCCGAAGGGACUAGUGGGGAAUGCUCCACCUGUGCCUGUGCGGAGAGGUGUAAGAUCCAGCCUCCACUCCCUCUGACAUUUCUCAUUGUCUCAUUUCCCUGUUGAAGCCCCUCACAUUCAGCUUUGCGUCGCGCGCGCGCACACACCUACCCACACCGCUCUGAUAACACUCCACUCGUGUUUCUCACCCAGCCGUUCCCUCUGUAAAACUGUCUGGGCAUCUCCGUUCAGCAGACAAAAGCAUGUUUUCAUCCUGUUUAUCUCGGUGGGAGAGGUUUCCGAAAAAGUAUAAACCAUAUCAAACCUGGUCAUUUUCCUGUGUGUCUGACCCUCACCUUUCACCCUGUGAGAACAGGUCACAGGUGUAUGUGUAAUAUUCAUCAGGUCAUGUUUUUGUGCAAUGUUGUAGGCUGCUCUAACCUACUCCCAUUUCCUCUGAUGAUUCUGUAGCCAAGCGACACCAAAGGGGUGUCUAAUUGGGGUCUCCUGUGCACAGAUGGGGCUUCCCUAUAGUGUAGCAGUAUGGAUCUAACAUGAACCCCAAAAAUGAGAUUGAAUGUCCACAAAUGGCAGGAAUACCUUUUACAUUAAAGUGCUUCUGCCAUUGUGCAUUCAUCCUAUAUACACACAUAAUUAAUCCUAGAGAUACAUACAUUUCAUCAUGCAUAACUGUCAUAAUAGACUUCCCAGACCUGGUGAAAGCUGCUCUGUUUACAUGCUUAGGGACAGGACAGGAAAAUGACCAGGCUUAACAGACAAAUGAUAAAACUAUAAUAUACAUGGCACUUAUCUGAGGGCGGCCAUUUGGGUAACUGAUAGACAUGCAGUUUGUGUGAUCUGGCACCGUCGAGUUUGAGCCCAGUGCCGCCUGCAGCCCUGGCCCUUCCACUUGCAAAGAAGGGGUUAAUGCAGCACACUGCGUCAGGCACAGGAUGUCUGGGGUAUGGGGCCCCUGGCCAAGAGAUGACCUAAGAAGAAUAAAUGCUGAAUAUUUGUUUCAUUUUUGUUUUGAGGUUAUGGUGGGGGAAUAUUUUAAAUGGUUUUAUAACCCUGUGAAUAAGCAGAGUGGGGACACUUGCAUUCCAGUGUAAAAUAAAGGUUAUAAAGAAUCUUUAAACAAUUAAAGGUUAUUGGAAAGUUU
This is a messenger RNA of Conger conger (European conger), 3147 nucleotides long. It is a transcript of the gene arcn1b, whose product is annotated as archain 1b. Gene Ontology annotation, biological process: endoplasmic reticulum to Golgi vesicle-mediated transport; Golgi localization; retrograde vesicle-mediated transport, Golgi to endoplasmic reticulum. Lineage: Eukaryota; Metazoa; Chordata; Actinopteri; Anguilliformes; Congridae. Gene Ontology annotation, cellular component: COPI vesicle coat; cytosol. Bases 231 to 1766 code for a protein of 511 amino acids. The record is from RefSeq and is a predicted model, not a curated record. The transcript is spliced from 10 exons.